This is a messenger RNA of Salvelinus fontinalis (brook trout), 7355 nucleotides long. RefSeq names its product parapinopsin-like. Gene Ontology annotation, molecular function: G protein-coupled receptor activity. The record is from RefSeq and is a predicted model, not a curated record. The transcript has 5 exons. Gene Ontology annotation, cellular component: photoreceptor outer segment; membrane. Gene Ontology annotation, biological process: phototransduction; G protein-coupled receptor signaling pathway; visual perception. NCBI's taxonomy places the organism in Eukaryota, Metazoa, Chordata, Actinopteri, Salmoniformes, Salmonidae. Bases 6208 to 7239 code for a protein of 343 amino acids.
CUUAGAAGGUUAUGCACUGGACUGACAACUUACUGUGCUGUCUGGCCUGUUAACUCCAUGGAGCUUAACUCCAGUCUCGCCACCUGUCAGUCACCCUCUGACCUGUCACAUUAUAACUUUCUCUGGCUCUCUAGAAGGAAUUUUGUAUCACUGUGCAAACUGCCCCAUAGUCAGUUGUGUCCAAUUGUGAAUAGUCUUAUGUGAUAGGCUCUUUCUCAUGUCAUUUUAUUAUGGAAUAACUCCUGUAUUUCAGGUCAACAUCUGAAUAACUGUAUGCUAAAGCUACUGUAAUUGUUAGAACAAUUCCCAUUGUUAGAUGAUUAACAUUUGUUUGGGCCAAAUAUGUAAAGUGUGACAUGGGCCAGGGCCAAUCAUUUCAGUGCGAAUUCCAUCAUCCCGACUAGUGGCAUGUACCCUUUCAACCUCUAUAUUCUCUACGGUUUAAAGAAACAGGAUUACCCCUGACUUAAUUAUCAAAGUGAUUAUAUAUGUACAGUAUUAUAGACUAUACACUACCGGUCAAAAGUUUUAGAACACCUACAGUUGAAGUCGGAAGUUUACAUACACCUUAGCCAAAUACAUUUAAACUCAGUUUUUCACAAUUCCUGACAUUUAAUCCUAGUAAAAAAUCCCUGUUUUAGGUCAGUUAGGAUCACCACUUUAUUUUUGUAAGGGGUGCGUACUGGCGGCAGAGAAGUUAGACGCAGGAGAGCAAAAACUGUGUUUCCAACGGCGCAGUUUAAUAAUAACAACCCACCGGAAAACAGAACAAUCAAUAAAUGGGUACAUAACCCGACGCACACCAGACAUAACGUGCACAAGCACUUACAAUAAACAAUUCCGGACAAAGACAUGGGGGAAACAGAGGGUUAAAUACACAACAUGUAAUUGAUGGAAUUGAAACCAGGUGUGAGGGAAGACAAGACCACACCAAUGGAAAAUGAAAGGUGGAUCGGCGAUGGCUAGAAGGCCGGUGACGUCGACCGCCGAACGGCGCCCGAACUAGGAGAGGGACCGACUUUGGUGGAAGUCGUGACAAUUUUAAGAAUGUGAAAUGUCAGAAUAAUAGUAGAGAGAAUUAUUUAUUUCAACUUUUAUUUCUUUCAUCACAUUCCCAGUGGGUCAGAAGUUUACAUACACUCAAUUAGUAUUUGGUAGCAUUGGCUUUAAAUUGUUUAACUUGGGUCAAACGUUUCGGGCAGCCUUCCACAAGCUUCCCACAAUAAGUUGGGUGAAUUUUGGCCCAUUCCUCCUGACAGAGCUGGUCUAACUGAGUCAGGUUUGUAGGCCUCCUUGCUCGCACACGCUUUUUCAGUUCUGCCCAUAAAAUUUCUAGAGGAUUGAGGUCAGGGCUUUGUGAUGACCACUCCAAUGCCUUGACUUUGUUGUCCUUAAGCCAUUUUGCCACAACUUUGGAAGUAUGGUUGGGGUCAUUGUCCAUUUGGAAGACCCAUUUGCGACCAAGCUUUAACUUCCUGACUGAUGUCUUGAGAUGUUGCUUCAAUAUAUCCACAUAAUUUCCCUUCUUCAUGAUGCCAUCUAUUUUGUGAAGUGCACCAGUCCCUCUUGCAGCAAAGCACCCCCACAACAUGAUGCUGCCACCCCCGUGCUUCGCGGUUGGGAUGGUGUUCAUCGGCUUGCAAGCUUCCCCCUUUUUCCUCCAAACAUAACGAUGGUCAUUAUGGCCAAACAGUUCUAUUUUUGUUUCAUCAGACCAGAGGACAUUUCUCCAAAAAGUAUGAUCUUUGUCCCCAUGUGCAGUUGCAAACCGUAGUCUGGAUAUUUUUUCCAAGCUGUUUAAAGGCACAGUCAACUUAGUGUAUGUAAACUAAGGCACAGUCAACUUAGUGUAUGUAAACUUCUGACUAACUGGAAUUGUGAUACAGUGAAUUAUAAGUGAAAUGAUCUGUCUGUAAACAAUUGUUGGAAAAAUUACUUGUGUCAUGCACAAAGUAGAUGUCCUAACCGACUUGCCAAAACUAUAGUUUGUUAACAAGAAAUUUGUGGAGUGGUUGAAAAACGAGUUUUAAUGACUAUGUAAACUUCCGACUUUAACUGUACUUAAUACGGAACAUUUCAAAAACGUUGAAAGUUUCUUCAAGUGCAGUCGCAAAAACCAUCAAGCGCUAUGAUGAAACUGGCUCUCAUGAGGACCGGCACAGGAAAGGAAGUCCCAGCGUUACCUCUGCUGCAGAGGAUAAGUUCAUUAGAGUUACCAGCCUCAGAAAUUGAAAGCAAAAAUAAAUGCUUCAUUCACAGAGUUCAAGUAACAGACACAUAUCAACAUCAACUCUUCAGAGGAGACUGCGUGAAUCAGGCCUUCAUGGUCAAAUUGCUGCAAAGAAAACACUACUAAAGGACACCAAUAAUAAGAAGAGACUUGCUUGGGCCAAGAAACACGAGCAAUGGACAUUAGACCGGUGGAAAUGUGUCCUUUGGUCUGGAUUCCAAAUUGGAUAUUUUUGGUUCCAACUGCCGUGUCUUUGUGAGACGUGGUGUGGGUGAACGGAUGAUCUCCGCACUUGGUGUGGAGGUGCUUUGCUGGUGACACUGUCUGUGAUUUAUUUAGAAUUCAAGGCACACUUAACCAGCAUGGCUACCACAGCAUUCUGCAGUGAUAUGCCAGCCCAUCUGGUUUUGGCUUAUUGGGACUAUCAUUUGUUUUUCAACAGGACAAUGACCCAACACACCUCCAAGCUGUGUAAGGGAUAUUUAACCAAGAAGGAGAGUGAUGGAGUGCUGCAUAAGAUAACCUGGCCUCAACCAAAUUGAGUUGGUUUGGGAUGAGUCGGACCACAGAGUGAAGGAAAAGCAGCCAACAAGUGCUCAACAUAUGUGGGAACUCCUUGAAGACUGUUGGAAAAGCAUUCCAGGUGAAGCUGGUUGAGAGAAUGCCAAGAAUGUGCAAAGCUGUCAUCAAGGCAAAGGGUGGCUAUUUGAAGAAUCUCAAAUAUAAAAUAUGUAUUAUUUCAUAGUUUUGAUGUCAUCACUAUUAGAAAAUAGUAAAAAAAAAAAAUCCUUUGAAUAAGUAGGUGUUCUAAAGCUUUUGACCGGUAGUGUACAGUCGUGGCCAAAAGUCUGCUGCCUCAGUUUGUAUGAUGGCAAUUUGCAUAUACUCCAGAAUGUUAUGAAGAGUGAUGAGAUGAAUUGCAAUUAUCUAAAAAAACACAUUUCCACUGCAUUUAAGCCCUGCCACAAAAGGAUCAGCUGACAUCAUGUCAGUGAUUCUCUCGUUGCCACAGGUGUGAGUGUUGACGAGGACAAGGCUGGAGGUCACUCCGUCAUGCUGAUUGAGUUCGAAUAACAGACUGGAAGCUUCAAAAGGUGCUUGGAAUCAUUGUUCUUCCUCUGUCAACCAUGGUUACCUGCAAGGAAACAUCAUUGCUUUGCACAAAAAGGGCUUCACAGGAGAGCGAACUUCAAGGACUUCAAGGAGAGCGGUUCAAUUGUUGUGAAGAAGGCUUCAGGGCACCCAAGAAAGUCCAGCAAGCGCCAGGACCGUCUCCUAAAGUUGAUUCAGCUGUGGGUUCGGGGCACCACCAGUGCAGAGCUUGCUCAGGAAUGGCAGCAGGCAGGUGUGAGUGCAUCUGCACGCACAGUGAGGAGAAGACUUUUGGAGGAUGGCCUGGUGUCAAGAAGGGCAGCAAAGAAGCCACUUCUCUCCAGGAAAAACAUUAGGGACAGACUGAUAUUCUGCAAAAGGUACAGGGAUUGGACUGCUGAGGACUGGGGUAAAGUCAUUUUCUCUGAUGAAUCCCCUUUCCGAUUGUUUGGGGCAUCCGGAAAAAAACUUGUCCAGAGAAGACAAGGUGAGCGCUACCAUCAGUCCUGUGUCAUGCCAACAGUAAAGCAUCCUGAGACCAUUCAUGUGUGGGGUUGCUUCUCAGCCAAGGGAGUGGGCUCACUCACAAUUUUGCCUAAGAACACAGCCACGAAUAAAGAAUGGUACCAACAUAGCCUCCCGGGUGGCCGCAGUGGUCUAGGGCACUGCAUCGCAGCGCAAGCUGCGCCCCCAGAGUCUCUGGGUUCGCGCCCAGGCUCUGUCGCAGCCGGCCGCGACCGGGAGGUCUGUGGGGCGAUGCACAAUUGGCCUAGCGUCGUCAGGGUUAGGGUGGGUUUGGCCGGUAAGGAUAUCCUUGUCUCAUCGUGCUCCAGCGACUCCUGUGGUGGGCCGGGCACAGUGUGCGCUAACCGAGGGGGCCAGGUGCACGGUGUUUCCUCCGACACAUUGGUGCGGCUGGCUUCCUGGUUGGAGGCGCGCUGUGUUAAGAAGCAGUGCGGCUUGGUUGGGUUGUGCUUCGGAGGACGCAUGGCUCUCGACCUUCGUCUCUCCCGAGCCCGUACGGGAGUUGUAGCGAUGAGACAAUAUAGUAAUUACUAGCAAUUGGAUACCACGAAAAUUGGGGAGAAAAGGGGGUAAAAUUAAAAAAAAAAGAAUGGUACCAACACAUCCUCCGAGAGCAACUUCUCCCAACCAUCCAGGAACAGUUUGGUGACGAACAAUGCCUUUUCCAGCAUGAUGGAGCACCUUGCCAUAAGGCAAAAGUGUUAGGCAAAAGUGAUAAUUAAGUGGCUUGGGGAACAAAACAUCAAUAUUUUGGGUCCAUGGCCAGGAAACUCCCCAGACCUUAAUCCCAUUGAGAACUUGUGGUCAAUCCUCAAGAGGCGGGUGGACAAACAAAACCCCACAAAUUCUGACAAACUCCAAGCAUUGAUUAUGCAAGAAUGGGCUGCCAUCAGUCAGGAUGUGGUCCAGAAGUUAAUUGACAGCAUGCCAGGGCAGAUUGCAGAGGUCUUGAAAAAGAAGUGUCAACACUGCAAAUAUUGACUCUUUGCAUCAACUUCAUGUAAUUGUCAAUAAAAGCCUUUGACACUUAUGAAAUGCUUGUAUUUUAACUUCAGUUUUCCGUAGUAACAUCUGACAAAAAUAUCUAAAGACACUGAAGCAGCAAACUGUGGAAAUUAAUAUUUGUGUCAUUCUCAAAACCUUUGGCCACUACUGUAUAUACAGUAGUCAAGCGAAAGGAGGGGGAUUCCCAUAUAAUUACAUAUAUACUGUAACUAUUUUAAAUUGUAAUUCAUAGGAUCUCUGUGGGGAUUCCUCCGACUUGAUAAAAACUUGUUUAGAACAAGAGGAGGCCAGUGACUAAAUAUAGCAGCUGCUAACACAGUGUACCAGCCAGGACCAGCACAACACAGUGUACCAGCCAGGACCAGCACAACACAGUGUUUAUUUUUAUAAUGGUUUAUUUAAUCCAUUACGUGGCGGUAUUACUGCAGUUAAGAAAUAACCUGGAUAAGCAAAAUUGAGCCACAACAACACAUAAUAGAUUGGAGGAGGCUGAAAUGGGAAAGAACAUUCUCUUCAUCUGUAUUCAAAUGAGCGUCCAAUAUUAUCAUAAGACAACAGGAUCAAAACAGUAAUUGAAAAAAGUAGCUUUAUCUUAUGAAAAUUAUUACAGUAAGGAAAUACACUGAAUAGUAAUUGUAUUUAAUGAUACUUGACUCGUUGACCCCCUCACGCACGCACGCGAGCGCGUGCACACACACACACAGCUUUGUUGUAGGUCCAUGGUAAGUUAAAAUAAGGAAGUCUGGACAGGUCAGAUCAAUCAGGAGAGGAUAGUGACCUGGAAUGCCCCUCUCUCACACACCUAUUAGUCAGAGGCUGACACUUUCAACUUUCACUGACCCUGUGUGUGUCCAUGUGUGUGUGAGAGAGCGAGUUAGUGUGUGUGCAUGUGUUAGUGUGUGUGUGAGAGUUUGUGUAUGUCCAUGUGUGUGACAGCAAAAAAGCUUAGGUAGUCAGACAUUUCCCAGAAAGCCCCUCUCUGGAGGGACACUGAUUUUCGUCAGGGAUGUCAGGGAAUGAAAAGGGAUCCUGGGAAGUUUAAAAUUCCUAUCACCUUGACUGGAGUAGUUUAACACAUAUUCCUGUGAGGGCCCUUGCAAUUGGUGAGAGACAACUUGUUCUGGCGCCUCUACAAUCAGGUGUAAAUUGUGAUCAAGGAUCACCACCCGAGGGAAUUAGUCUUUGUUAAGUCUGGAUUUGUGGGACUUUACAUCACACGACUUAGAACACCUAAUCUCAGAUAUUCCACUCUCUGUGUCUCAGUCUGUGCACCCUUUCGUUGCCGUCAGAGUGGUGUGGGGGUUCUUACCACCUCCAAGAGUGAGAGCCUGUGUGGUUGUUGUCGUUCUAUAUCUAUGAUGCAGCUGUCAGCCUCUCUCCCCAACGCUUCGUCCUACCUGGGACCGUCCCCCGAGGGCGAGGCGCUCCUGCCCCGAGCCGGCUUCAUCACCCUCUCCAUCGUCAUGGCUAUGUUCACCGUACCGGCCAUCGUGUUGAACUCCACGGUGAUCGUGGUGUCGCUGAUGAACAAGCAGCUUAGGCAACCUCUGAACUACGCUCUGGUCAACAUGGCCGUAGCUGACCUGGGGACAGCGCUGACUGGUGGGGUUCUGUCUGUGGUCAACAACGCUCUGGGGUACUUCUCUCUGGGACGGACCGGCUGUAUCAUAGAGGGAUUCUCUGUGGCUCUGUUUGGUAUCACGUCACUGUGCACGGUAGCUCUGAUUGCCAUAGAGAGGAUGUUUGUGGUGAGCAAGCCGCUAGGACCAAUCUCUUUCCAGACAAAGCAUGCGGUUGGGGGUGUGGCCUUGUCAUGGGUUUGGUCUCUCAUCUGGAACACCCCGCCCCUAUUCGGCUGGGGAAGGUACGAGCUGGAGGGUGUGGGGACGUCGUGUGCCCCGGACUGGCACAACCGGGACCCCAAUAAUGUGUCAUAUAUCCUGUGCUACUUCCUGCUGUGUUUCGCCGUGCCCUUCCUCAUCAUCAUGGCCUCUUACUCUAAACUCAUUUACACCUUAAGACAGGUCUCAGCAAUGGGUUGUAUAGAAGGGGGUGCAGCAGCCAAGGCGGAGGCUAAGGUGGCCCGCAUGGUGGUUCUGAUGGUGGUUACUUUCCUGAUCAGCUGGCUGCCCUAUGCUACCCUGGCCCUCGUGGUGGUCUCCCACCCUGAUGCCCACAUCAGCCCUCUGCUGGGCACCGUGCCAGUCUACCUGGCCAAGAGCAGCACCGUGUACAACCCUCUCAUCUACCUCUAUAUGAACAAACAGUUCCGGAGAUAUGCAGUGCCCUUCCUGCUCUGUGGGAGGGACCCAUGGCCAUCUGAGGAGGAGGGGUCAGAGAUGCAGACCACUGUGGCAACCAUCAACAACAGAGUCUCCCCCAGUUGAUCCAUACAGGCAUUUAGAUAAAUCCACUGAUGGCACCAGCAGCACCAAUAAAGUGUCACUCAUAUUCUAUGCCUUUUUUAAUACAUUCAUUAAAUAUACCUCUUAGUUUGUAAGAA